Molecule: messenger RNA, 861 nt
Organism: Lathyrus sativus (Indian pea)
Lineage: Eukaryota; Viridiplantae; Streptophyta; Magnoliopsida; Fabales; Fabaceae
Source: the annotation of a GenBank genome assembly
AUGGCUAAUGAAAAUCAUGAUCUUUUCUAUCAUGAUGAUGAUGAACUCAAUCACUCCAACUUUUCAUUCUCAGAAAACUUCCAAGGAUUUGAUCCUUCUUCUACUCAUACUACAUCUUUCACUGACUACUUACAUGGCUCCAUGGACUAUAGCACUCUCUCAAAAGCCUUUGACUUGUCUUGUUCAUCAUCUGAAGUAGUUUCCUCCAUUAACACAAAGAAAUCUAGUGCAGGAGAUUCUGAAUCAUCUUCAUCUAAUGAAGCUGAAGCUGUUAUACAACGUGACUCAACCAAAAGUGAUAACAAAGAUAAGCAUCCAAAAUUAGGGUCUGAAGAUGGAGAUGAAAAUUCUAAAAAAGAGAACAAGGUUAAAAAGAAAGAGAAAAAACCAAAAGAACCAAGGUUUGCAUUCUUGACUAAAAGUGAGAUUGAUCAUCUUGAAGAUGGUUAUAGAUGGAGAAAAUAUGGACAAAAAGCAGUCAAGAAUAGUCCUUACCCAAGGAGCUAUUAUAGAUGCACAAGUCAAAAGUGUAUAGUGAAGAAAAGAGUGGAAAGAUCAUACCAAGAUCCAUCAAUUGUGAUGACAACAUAUGAAGGACAACACAACCAUCAUUGUCCAGCCACACUUAGAGGCAAUGCAGCUUCCAACAUCUUUGGUUCCAACUCAAUUGGAUUGGAGCAAAGAAUACACCAAGAUUUCCUUGCUCAGUUUCUUCCAAGUUAUAGUCAAAGUAGUAAUCAUCAAAUGUUCCACCAAAAUGUUUCUCUACCGGCUCAUCAGCAGCAGUUUCAGCUCCAUUGCGACAAUGGUUUGUUGCAAGAUUUACUACCAUCAUCAUUUCCUGGAAAACAAGAGCAAUAA